Molecule: messenger RNA, 924 nt
Organism: Lodderomyces elongisporus
Lineage: Eukaryota; Fungi; Ascomycota; Pichiomycetes; Serinales; Debaryomycetaceae
Gene: HIS1
Product: ATP phosphoribosyltransferase
Exons: 1
Coding region: 1-924 (307 amino acids)
Biological process (GO): L-histidine biosynthetic process
Cellular component (GO): cytoplasm
Molecular function (GO): magnesium ion binding; ATP phosphoribosyltransferase activity
Source: RefSeq, a predicted model, not a curated record
AUGGAUUUAGUCAAUCACCUUCCAGACCGUUUACUUUUUGCAGUUCCUAAAAAAGGAAGACUUUACGAAAAAUGUUGCAACUUGCUCAGUGGAGCCGAUAUACAGUUUAGAAGGUCUAACCGAUUAGACAUUGCAUUAUCGACAAAUUUACCUAUUGCAUUGAUCUUUUUACCAGCAGCAGAUAUUCCAGUGUUUGUUGGAGAAGGUAAUUGUGAUUUGGGUAUCACUGGUCUUGACCAAAUCAUGGAGGCUGAUCAGUUUGAGAAUAUUGAAGAUUUAUUAGACUUGAAGUUUGGAAGCUGUAAAUUGCAAGUCCAAGUUCCUGCUAAUGGACCAUUUGAUGAACCUGAACAAUUGGUGGGGAAAAAGAUUGUUUCAAGUUUUACCAAAUUAGCCACAGACUACUUUGAAGAUUUGAAAAAGAACAAAAAGGAUGCUGCUACAGACAAUGAAAAAAUCAAUGUUAGAUAUGUUGGAGGUUCAGUUGAAGCAUCUUGUGCUUUGGGUGUAGCUGACGCAAUUGUGGAUCUAGUCGAGAGUGGAGAGACAAUGAAAGCUGCAGGAUUGAAAGCCAUUGGUACCGUGUUAACCACUUCGGCGCACCUCAUAUCUUCCAAAAAGCCCAAGUUUCCCGAAGUUGUCAAAAUGAUUGAUCAAAGAAUCCAAGGUGUGCUUGCAGCACAAGAAUUUGUCUUGUGUAACUACAAUGCUCCAAAGUCCAUCAUGACCAAAUGCUUGGAAAUUACUCCUGGUAAACGUUCUCCAACAAUCUCGACAUUAGAGAAACACUUUGAAGAAGAAGAAGAUUGGGUUGCUAUUUCCUCAAUGGUUCCAAGAAAGAAGAUUGGUGAUGUGAUGGAUAGAUUGAAAGCAGCUGGUGCUUCAGAUAUCUUGGUGCUAGAAAUUUCCAACUGUAGAGUAUAG